Racocetra persica is the source of this 1573-nucleotide messenger RNA. The record is from the annotation of a GenBank genome assembly. Lineage: Eukaryota; Fungi; Glomeromycota; Glomeromycetes; Diversisporales; Gigasporaceae.
AUGUUAUUAGAGAGUUAUUUUAAAAAAGAUAUGAUAUUACAUUAUCGGGGACGAUAUACCAAGUCUUUACAUGCAAAUCUUGAGAAAAUAGGUAUAUCAAUGCGCGUAGAUGCAGGAGAGAUUGAAAGGUUUUGGAAUGGAGAAGGCAAACAACCUAUGAAAUCAAAGUUACAACGAGAAAAAAGCAAAGUAUAUAUAAAAGGGAAAUUAUUAUAUAGGAAAAAUCUUGUUCAAGAGGUUGACCAGGAUACUUGGAUUGUGUCUUGUUUCAGUACGGAUGCUAAUAUCCAAUAUGUUGCUGACGAAUCGGAUGAAGAUAGUUCGGAUAAAGAAAACUCUGAAUCUCAGGCACCUGGCUUAUUUGAUAAAUGUAAUAUAAAACAGUCAGAAAAAACAUUAUGCGUUACACGUAGAAGCGAAAAAUUCGCUUGUCCAUGUAGUUUCAACGUAAUUUGUGAACACGAUUGUCAGGAUAUUGUAGCUGUCUUUUUUUUUAUUGGAAAAUUGAAAUCACAAAAACCCGUUACAGAAUCAGUUGUAAGCAGCUCUCUCGAGUCUUACCUUCGUCAGAAGGAUGAUAAUGGUCGUAAUAAAAAUGAGCUUAGUUUACCUCAAAAAAGAGGUUCCAAAAAUAAGAGAAAAAAUAGAGUAGUACCAGGAGAGCAAGUUCUUCUUCGAGACACAACUUUGGAUAAGACUUACCAUAAGGUUGAGAUUGUUGAAGUUAUUGGUGAAGGCAUGGUUGUCGUAGGCAUCACUUUCGAAAAUGGUAAUAUGGAUCAACGUAUAGUUCAAUUAGCUGACAUAAUUGGGUAUGCCGACGAACAAUUGUCUAAAGAUUCUCACGGAAACGAUGUUGUUUAUACAAUGCCAUAUGGAGGAAAGAAAGGCGAAUUACACUUAACUUCUACAUGUCCAGUAGAUACAAGCCUCACACUUAUUCAAAGCGUUUUUACUCAGCAAAAUAUCUAUAGUCAAGCAGCAGCUUUUGCUAUCGCUGACCCCAUUUCACGCACACAUCUUCUUAUCAAAGUUUUUGACCGAAUGAAGCAAAAGCAAUGGGUAGAGGCCAAGUUUCUUUGGGUUGAAAGCUUACCAUCAUAUAAUAAGUUAAAAACAGGAUGUGUAAGCUUAUUUGGAAGUCUUUCAGAGCUAUUUUUUGAACAAUUUUUUCACGAUUCCUUGAACUGGAAUCUUCUCAUUGUCAAAAACACUGUAACAACCAUGUGUGAUUCAGAUUAUUGCCCUAAAAAAAUUUUGCCACCAGAAAACUUUUAUGACAUUGUGCUUACACAAAUUGACCAACGACUACCCUUAAUUCUUGUGGUAAAUGUUGCAGGAAUUAAUAUUACUAACGAGGGAUUUUAUCUUGAAAGUAAAGACCUUCCGGAAGAAAUUAGUUUUCCUUCAGAAAGCGCAUAUAUAAAACAAAGAUACCGUCUUAUGGGGGCUUCUUUUUGUAAUGGUAAUCAUCAUGUUGCUGAUGUUCGAUUUGAAAAUGUCAAAAAUGCGGGCUGGUAUCAGUAUGAUGGUUUAGGAAAAAUCUAUCGUGCAAGAGCAAUGCACAUAGGAA